GUUAGGAAAACGUAUUCUAGUUUAUAUUUUCAGGUGAUACAUUGAGUUCAAAAGGACUGAAAGUUAGUUAGAAUGUUUAUGGUCAACCACUGCAGAGAAAGGCUCAGGUAAAGCAAAGUCCAGGUGGGGAGGAGAGCGAUGAAUGAGCACCUGCUGAAAAUACUGAUUGUUGGCGAUGGAACCGUUGGCAAAUCCUCCUUUGUGCAUCGCUACGUCAGUGGACAAUUCAACAACAUGUACAAGAUGACAAUGGGAGUGGAUUAUUCUGUGAAGCUGCUGCUCUGGUCGGAUAAAGAAAAAGUCAGACUGCAAAUAUGGGACAUCGCAGGCCAGGAACGUUUCAUAUCAAUGAACAGGAUCUAUUAUAAAGGCGCACUGGGCUGUGUUGUGAUGUUUGACGUCACCAGCUCGGCCAGCUUCCUUAACUGUCGCCAUUGGAAACAGGACCUUGACAACAAAGCCAUUCUGCCCAACGGAGACUUCAUCCCCUGCAUCCUGCUGGCCAACAAGUGUGACCUAGCUCAGCGGGUUGUGUCCGCAGACAGCAUCGACGAGUUCAGUAAGGCCAACGGGUUUGUUACUUGGAUGGAGGUUUCGGUUAAAGAGAACAAGAACAUCGGGGAGGCUAUGAGAGGGAUUUUCAGUGAGUGGAUGGCAGCAUGGAAACAAGAGGAUUCUAAGGAUCUGAUAUGUCUCGAGAUUGGUGCAGGAGAUAUUGUCGGUUCAGUCCAGUCUGGACCCGCUCCAACCCAGACCUGAAGAAUGCGUUAACCCUCAACUGGACUCAGAGUGCAACAGAGCAGCAGGCUGCUGCUGAAUCACAGCGACAAGCUAAUACAGACGGGACCUGCUCAGUAGUUUAGAUCCUCAAGUUGUUUGGGGCGCAACUGAGCAAAGCACUUUACCCUCAAGUGCUUUUAGAAGCGGACAGUAGAAGCACAUGGAGGCUGCGAGUGGAGGCACUCUAGAUGUCGAUGUAGGGAGGUGGAGAUUGGUUAUGCUGCUGAGCAGAUACUUCUGUUCAUGUGUGUGUCUGCAUGGAUCUAAAAUGGUUCAACAAGAACUGAAUCAACACACAGUUAUCUAAAAUUUGAUCAAUAUUCGAUUCAAGUUCAUUUUAGUUCGUAUUACCCCAGCAAACACAGUGAUCGCCACUAUGGGGGAAGGACGAGGAAAAGAGAUAGGCAUGAAGAAACAGACGGAGCAGAGGCAAAGUGUGAGAACAAGGUGAGGAGCGUGUUCAGCAAGACGCCAGGUCACCUCCUCCAUUAGGCUGAAACACAUGGUGUGUGUUGCGUUCCAAUACCUAUACUAACAUACUAUUUAGUAUGCGAAAACAAGAUUUACUGUGUCCCUAAUGCAUAGCAAGUCAAAUACAAUAUGCCAAAAAUACCAUGAUGUCCUACUGCAUCUGCUCCAUUUUUACAGUAUGCAAGCCAACAAGCUUUUCUGACUAUUCUGACCCACAAUCCUAUGCAUAGCAGAUAUAUUAGCAUGGAAUCAGAGUCCAAGGUGCCAUGAUAUGAGAAAGUAAGGUGUCCCUAUGGAAUGCAUACUGCAUGCAACAGUAAAUAUGUGUACGUCAGCUGCAGUUUGCAAUAAAAGUA
Messenger RNA from Anoplopoma fimbria (sablefish), 1607 nucleotides. RefSeq names its product ras-related protein Rab-7L1-like. Bases 139 to 759 code for a protein of 206 amino acids. The transcript is spliced from 8 exons. Gene Ontology annotation, biological process: vesicle-mediated transport. The record is from RefSeq and is a predicted model, not a curated record. Gene Ontology annotation, cellular component: vesicle; Golgi apparatus; trans-Golgi network. NCBI's taxonomy places the organism in Eukaryota, Metazoa, Chordata, Actinopteri, Perciformes, Anoplopomatidae. Gene Ontology annotation, molecular function: GTPase activity; GTP binding.